AUUGCAUAUACAGUACCACAUAGUACAUGAUAGUACCUAUACUUGAAGGCAUCGUAAUCGGCCGCGGCGUGACGAGAGUGCACGAGAGCGUACUCGUACGGGGAGAUAAACACGAUAAACACGGAGUGCGGCGGCUGCGGCGUGUAGGAGCGGUGGCGAGAGCGAGAGCGCGCGUACAGUAACCAUGUCGUCGUCGAACAAGAAGGCCAAGGAGGACGAUCCUGGCUCGGGCGAGGGGGACGCUCGCGAUUACGACGUCGAGAUACAGAAGACCCUCGAGGAGAUCGACGGCUGUCAGAAUCAGAUCGACGGCUUGAACGAGAAGGCCAGCGACGAGAUUCUCGAAGUCGAGAAGAAGUACAACAAGCUGCGCAAGCCCUACUUCCAGAAGCGUAACGACAUCAUCAAGAGGAUACCCAACUUCUGGGUCACCGCUUUUGUAAACAAUAAAGAAAUAGCAGAGAUAUUAGAGGAAGACGAGGAAGACGCAUUGAGAUUCUUAAACAAAUUAGAAGUCGAAGAAUUCGAAGAUAUUAAAUCUGGCUAUAGGAUUAAUUUCUACUUUGAUGAGAAUCCGUAUUUUGAAAACGAUGUUUUAACUAAGGAAUUUCAUUUAGGAUCUUCUGGAGAUCCAGCAUCUCAAAGUACAUCUAUUCGUUGGAAAGAGGGUGCGGAUUUAACAAAGAAAGCAAAAACCAAAGCACCAAUGAAAGGACGCAAAAGGCCACUCAAGCACAGGUCAUUUUUUGAUUGGUUUACGGAUCAUGGAGAUCCAAGCUCAGACGAGAUAGCUGAACUUAUUAAAGAUGAUAUGUGGCCUAAUCCAUUACAGUAUUACCUGGCUCCAGAUAUGGAAGUUGAAAAUGGUAUUGAGGGCGAUGGUGAAGAAUGUGAAAGCGAAGAGGAAGAUGAAGAGGAAGAUGGUGUGGAUGAUGGCGAUGAAGGAGGAGAAGGAGAAGAAGGAGAUGACAGUAUAGUGGUAGUAGAGGAUGAUGUUGAUGAAGAUGAUGAUGAAGAUGAGGCUGUGAAUGAUGAAGAUGAUGGCGUUAACGAAGAGGAUGAUCUUUUGGACGAUGAGGGAGAUCGUGAAGAAGGAGAAGAACCUAUAUAAAGUUGGGGAAUUUGAUUUCUGACAUCCAUGCACAAAACGUGAAAAGAAAAAAAAAA
Molecule: messenger RNA, 1167 nt
Organism: Cyphomyrmex costatus
Lineage: Eukaryota; Metazoa; Arthropoda; Insecta; Hymenoptera; Formicidae
Gene: Set
Product: NAP domain-containing protein SET
Exons: 5
Coding region: 185-1111 (308 amino acids)
Biological process (GO): nucleosome assembly
Cellular component (GO): nucleus
Source: RefSeq, a predicted model, not a curated record